AGCUUUCCGGAACUACUGUGUAGAGGGUUCGAGACUUCAGUUCACCCAGGUAAACCUGUGAGGUGAUGCCACUGGGGCAGCUUAUCGCCCCGCUAACCCCCGAUUAGAAGGCGGUAAAUCACUACAAAACGGGCGAAAUUCCAUGUGAAGCGUUUCCCAACCCACUGGUAACGACCAAUGAGUGCAUAUCACAGCGACUAAUGCGCAGUGGCAGUGGAGGAUGGGAAAGCGGUCAUCUCGUGGGCCGGACGGCGCGAUUGUGCCCCGAAAGAGGCAGAAGGUAGUCCAUGAAGCGCCGACCUCAGAAGAGAUCCACGCGAGCAGACAACUGCAACAACUGCUCUCCUUCAGUCAGGACCCAGUACGCGCGCGUCACGGCCUUCAAUCCUUCAAGCUCUUCCUCGACGAACUGCUCAGCCUCGACGGCAAAGAUGGCGACCGUUUCAGGAUUCUCCGCGGCUUUUUGGACGCCGCAAAACCUGCCGAGGACGACGAGAACCCCGUGUAUCUGCCAGAGGUCAUGCAAACAUGGAGCUAUGGUGGCCAGACCAACAACGACAACAUCAUGUCGGCUGUGCCCGUUGUGCUUGCCCUGCUGCUGAAGCUGCUCUCGCAGUCCCUCGAUACGGUGCAGUACGGCCUGGGCAUUUGCAGGACCCUUUUGCAGAAGCGGCAGCAAGAACUUAUUGCCCGAAACCUCGCAGCCGACAAGGGCAAGGCAUUUAUCAUAUCCCCAACCCUGAGGAUGCUAAGGGAGUCCGUCAGCUUUGAUGGGGGGGCCAUCGCGAGGCCGCUGUUUCGGGCCAGGGCGUCUAUGCUCAAGUCGCUGGCACGGAACAUGGGCAUUGUCCACGUGGGAGACGAGGCUGAGGAUGCCAAGCGGCCUUCUACUAGGACCAAUGCCGUUCUGUUCUUCCUCAGCGCUCUCAGGUUCCUCCAUCCCGAGGCCAAGAAGGAACUGCUCUCGCAGAGAGACAUUGUUGCCGCGCUGACGCGAGAUGUCAAGCAGGAUCCGCCAUACGUCGUCCGUGAGCUUCUAGCCGGGCUACGGAGCCACGUCCUGCUCGAUGACAAGCUCCCACGCGAGGCCAAGGCGAGUUUGCUGACUACAUCUACGCUCACCCGUCUGUCGGCGCUGUAUCAGUACCGCUUAGACACGCCCGCUGAAGACGAGCCAUCCAUUGCCGAUAUCGCCCACGAAUUCCUCAUGACCGCGUGCACCAACCCUUCUUGCGGCGUGCUGAGGCAGGAUUCGGGUUUUUACCCCCGAGAGAUUGACCCGAAUGCCGCCAUCCCGAGCGCCCAGCUCGACGACCUGGGAUUGGAAGCCAUCGUGUGGAUGAACAAGUUCAAGAACGAGGUGCCGGUCCGGAAUUACGCACUAUCAAACUUCGUAUUGAACCUGCGGCCAUGGUCGAGCAUUAAGCAGGCCGAGCUUCUCACCUCGAUCUUCAGGGUCGCCCCUGAAAUCGUGGCCCCCUAUUUCCUCAACAACAAGUCCUUUACAUUCGAGCCGAAGCUGUCGGCGACAUGGAUUGGUUAUGCCGCUUUUCUCUUCAACACCGUCACACUCCCCAUACCUGACUACUUCUGCCGAUCAACGGGCUUCCCCGAACUGCCUCCGCCAACCUCCAUCGUCAUUGACAAUAUUCUACCUCCUCCGCUGAACCAGAAGGCAUUAUCCCGGUGCUUGGCGAACAAGUCAAACAUGAUCUCUUUCUUCGCCACGCGGAUACUAGUGGUUGCGAUAGAGAAGCUAGACGCUGCGAUCAAGAUGCAUCAGGAUCCUUCUCAUUCAAGCAAGACUGUCUGGGCCGAGGCUGCGCGGAGGCUUGUUGACGAGUUCUGCCAGCGGAGCCCUGGGAUCAAGGACAUGAUCAACGCAUACCGCUCAAUACCCGAGGGCGAUGUGCUGCAGCGCGAAGCGGCAAGUCGGCUGCUGCGCCUCUGCUAUGAGGUGCUGCCGCAAGUCGCUCUCAUGGCCAAGUUUGACGUCUCUCCUUUCCUCGAGACGUCACUCGGCCGCCUGUCGAAGCAAGAGGUGGACGACUGUAGGGACACUGCGUUGAGCCUGAAGGAGCUGGAAAACCUACUUGCCAUCGCCGGAUAUUCCCCUGGAAUGCGCUGGUUUGCAGCCUCCGAGGCGCUGUCACUGUCGCCCUUCACGCUACUCUUAAAAGUCUGUGUCGAUACGCCCGAUGGCGUGACGCUAGAGACAAUACGACAGGUGCUCAACUUCGUUGCCGUUGAGCAGCAGCUGGUGCCUGCAGAUGAAACUCACCCCGGGCUACUUGCUUUGCUUGAAGCACUGCAGGCCCUGCGCCAGUCAGCUCCAAAUUCAGUCGCGCUCGUCUGGCCGUUCCUGGACAAUUGCCUCACUCGUUGUGCGAACGCUCCUGUCAAGUACGUUGAAAAGAUGCAGGACCUGGUAAACGAGGCAGGCCUUUCUGGAGGCUCUGUCAGUCCGAUUGCAAUGGCCAUGCUAGAGCAGUUGCCAUUCGUCGCGGCAAAGGAGGGAGAGGGGGCGCGGACGACGCUCCGGGCCUUGGGUCGCUUUUUGCCCAAAUUUCUGGGCCUUUCGGCAGUUGCGGGGGAGAGCAAACCAUUGCUCGACUUGCUCUUCUCGAAAAUGGUCACACACCUUGCCGAUAGCAAGGGCAAACUGGCAAAGGCCGGGGUGCCGGAGGGCCUUCGAUUCCAACACAACCCUUGGCCGCCAGUUUCAGAGGCCAGGGCGGGAGAGACCAAGCACCCGGCGGCCAGCCAGGAGAACGGAAAGUCGGAAGUGAUUUUGGACGCCGAAACCUUGGAGAACACCCUACAUACACCGGAUGGCCUGGAGGCGGAUAACUCGGCUUUAACGAAGUGGUCGACGAAAACGGCGGAUGAGCUUGUUGAUGAGGGCUAUCUUACGUCCCUCAUGGCGCUGCUCGUCUCUGAGCACACGAGCAUACGAAAAGAAGCACUUGUCAACAUCCUGAAGGCAGCCGCGAAGAUCAAGCAGUCGGAGUAUGAUGAGAAAGAGCAGGUCUGGCUGCUCCUCUCGGAGCUCGCCGAGACAGCCAGGGACCACAUCAACGAGGGGCCGCUGCCGAGCCCAUUGGCGUCCUUUGGUUGUCAUGCACUCAACGUCCUGCGCGAUCCGCUUUCGAGUCUUUAUCCCAAGGUCAACACCUUUCUCACGCGUGGCCCGCUCUGGAAUCUGGACAGGCUCCCACUGGUGGACGAAAUCCUGUCAAAGGAACCCAUCGUCGGAGAUACGUUCUACGCCCAAACGAACUGGCUCCUAGGGUAUCUCAUCGAUGGGCUACGGACUCCGCGCGAUCUUGACCUGUUUCAUAAGAAACGCGCCAAGGGGCCGAUCUUCGAGCGGAUCCUUGCCUUGGCCGUGAAUCCCUAUCUGAGGCUGCCGCUCCGGACGCACGUCUUGAGGUUGCUGUAUCGGGCUACCUGCAUUGAAGGGGGCAGCACGACCCUGACGACGAGGUUUGGCAUUCUGAAUUGGUUGGAGGCGAGACAAGCUAGUUCUACAGAUAGCAGCGAAGCGGCGCUAUACGGUGCGUUGCGUUGGAGGAUAUGGGAGACGUGCGAUCAAGGAAGGCUUAAGACUUGGAGUAGGGGAGGGCUGGAGAUUUAGAUCUUGAAACAAUGCGAAGUCACAGCCAAACUGAAACCCCUAAAUAAAAGGGCCUCCCUUUGCCAUCCUCGCCUUAUUCGU
This is a messenger RNA of Chaetomium strumarium, 3718 nucleotides long. Its product is annotated as ribosome 60S biogenesis N-terminal-domain-containing protein. Gene Ontology annotation, cellular component: nucleolus. Gene Ontology annotation, biological process: maturation of LSU-rRNA from tricistronic rRNA transcript (SSU-rRNA, 5.8S rRNA, LSU-rRNA); maturation of 5.8S rRNA from tricistronic rRNA transcript (SSU-rRNA, 5.8S rRNA, LSU-rRNA). The transcript is spliced from 2 exons. Lineage: Eukaryota; Fungi; Ascomycota; Sordariomycetes; Sordariales; Chaetomiaceae. The coding region runs from base 221 to 3637 and encodes 1138 amino acids. The record is from RefSeq and is a predicted model, not a curated record.